UCUAUAUAUUUGAAGGUGCUGAAAAUGCUACAUUAUUGAAGAUGGAAAAUAUGACGACGACAACAUUUCAUGCUAGCAAACAACUUUUAGCCAUACGCGAGCAACUGAAACAAAUGGACAAAAGAUACAAAGAGGGACUUAUAUUUGAAAAGGCAAAUGAGUCUGCGGGGUCGGAAAAGAAAAAUGAGAUGCAUGAAAAGAUCUCCAACAACAUAACCAUGGACCACAACCAAACUGUUACUGACAGAUUUGAACUACAAAGAGAAGAACCAACUACCUCCCAAGCCCACAAUUUUGAGCAUAUUGAAGCCAUGUUUUCAAAGUUAAUAGAAGAUUCUCAAGACAAUUACCAGCCUCUUCAUGAUCUGCCUCUCUCUGAAGAAUUACGUCACGCCAUCACAAACAUGGAGGAUAUUGAUGAUGUAGAUACGCUGAUUGGGGAUGUUAUUGGUUCAGUUCAAAUUGACACAGUGGCCGAGGAAGAUCUUCACACGAUCGAGCAUUUUGUAUACUGCUCAGAGAGUUCACAGAUUGAAGAAAGUAACCUGAGGGGUCUCGAAGAGGAAUCAAGAAAUGACCUCUCGACCUCUGGACAAUUUACCGCACAAGAAGAAACAGAUCUCCGUCGAAAGGAGAGAAUUAAAAAGGAGAAUCAUAAUAUCAUUGAGCGAAGACGGCGAUACAAUAUCAACGACAGGAUUAAAGAACUUGCUACUUUGCUGCCCUCGUCCACUCAUCCGUCAAUGAAACUCAAUAAAGGUUCCAUUCUAAAAGCAUCCGUGGAGUAUGUUAAAAUUCUGAAAAAAGACAGAGAAAAACUCCAUCAAUAUGAAGCAAACCAGAAAGCAAUGGAGAAAAAAUACCAGAAAAUGUUGAUAAGAAUUUUUCAACUUGAAUUGAAAAUGAAGUUAUAUGGACUGACAGAACAACUAGACUGCAUGCAAGUAAAGAAAAAGAAGAGACAGAAAAGGAGACUGAGUGAAAUUGAUGCGAUGGUAGAAGGUUUAAUGAUGUCAAAAGUAUCACAAAAUUUCAAUGCAGAUCCCCGCACAGAAGAUUUACUUUUCAAUAAAGAAGCAAAGCCAAAGAUGUUGGGAAGUGACAAAAAUACCAAGCAUGCGACAACAAAAUCUGAUUUGAAAGAACGUAUCAUGAAAAGGUUAGGGAAGGAAAGCUUUGAUCAAUGCAAAAUAAAACAGUUGAAUUUCAAAGAAAGACAAGAUUUGCAAAGUCCGCGUGAAGCGCAGGACUGUCGUGAAAAAGUCCAAAAUCAGAUCAAACUACAAGAUGAUAUAUCGCGAGCAGAAAUGUCCGCUGGAGCCAAAGACGAAAGAUACAUAUCAGAACAACAAUUAGAAGCUAUUGAAUUAGUUCACAAUCCAUCAAUUUUUGACAAUGACAAUUCUGAAUGUAGUCUAGAGAAAAGCAACCUUUUCCUAGAUCUUUUGGAAAAUCAAGCCGCUUUGAAUAUCACUGUAGUUCAGAUUGACCCAAAUUUGACCGAAUCUUCAAUUCCAGAUCAACAUCUAUAGCCAAUGAAAGAUGCCGUCUGUAUUUCUCCAGUGACGUCAACAACUAACAUGCUUGAAGCUUUACUUAGAAACACUGAAGAAACAUCAUCUGCAUUGUCUUCCUUGGAAAACUCCCUUGAAUGCACAAAAUAAGAAUUUUAAGGACGUAAAAAAUGAAACAAUGCUUCUUCUGUGUUCCUCCUUUAUACUUUCCGCGACUGUAUAUCAUUCGUUUCUUUAUUAUGUUAUGAGAGAGGGGGAGGGGUGUGUGUGUGCGUCUGAUUUUAAGAAUUGGCAAUUAGCUUAAUAUCUUUGAAAAUAAUUUGUUGUUAAGUAUAACAAGCUGAAAGUAUUGAUCGAGAAAAAUGUACUUUUAUUAUCUAUUUUUAAAACUGCUUUUCAAGCACUUGUUGAAUUAGCACUAUAAAUAUAAAGAAUAAACA
This is a messenger RNA of Saccostrea cuccullata (small rock oyster), 1954 nucleotides long. RefSeq lists its product as uncharacterized. Lineage: Eukaryota; Metazoa; Mollusca; Bivalvia; Ostreida; Ostreidae. Gene Ontology annotation, biological process: regulation of transcription by RNA polymerase II. The record is from RefSeq and is a predicted model, not a curated record. The coding region runs from base 42 to 1532 and encodes 496 amino acids. The transcript has 7 exons. Gene Ontology annotation, molecular function: DNA-binding transcription factor activity, RNA polymerase II-specific; protein dimerization activity; RNA polymerase II cis-regulatory region sequence-specific DNA binding. Gene Ontology annotation, cellular component: nucleus.